AUCGAGCGCCGCUGCCCCCCGCCGCUACCCCUGUCGUCGAUGUGGAUCGAGCUUCCACAACCAUGUUCUCUUCUCCGCCCCACGACGACGACCAACGGCGGGGCCCAAACGACGACUACAUCCCCUCCAUGUGCUCCUUCCCCUGCUCCUCCCGCAUUGCCAUGAACGGGGCGGCGCCUACAGGCUGCUGCUGCUCCCUCGUCGGGGUCAAUAAGGAAGAAAGAGUCAGUCAGGAGAGAAGGUUCGACACAUAGAGAGGAUCCCUCGGGGCAACUCCACCGCCGGUGAGCCGUCGGGGUCGUUGGGGAAAAUGCGGCCAAGAAAGAGGAUUCGACACGAGUAAUUGAUGAGGCAGGCGAUUCGGGACGGAGGCAACAACUGCUGCGUUGGCGGCGCCGGUGCCAUGGCUCGCGCCCACGCUACCGGCGGCAGCCUGUAUGCCGAAGAGAACCAGCCGGGCGAGCCCCACGCCGCCGAGCAGGUGGUGCCCUGCCAUGAGGGGAAGCAGCUGGUUCGCGCCGAUGCGGAGCUCAGCGGGCAGAAAAGAAGUGGUUUUCUGCAAUUUACUCCGUCCUCUGAAAACGCGAGUUGAGCCACUUUUUUUUUCAGCACAUGACCCACCACUUCUAUCCGUCCUCUGAAACGCAUCUUCUCCUUCCUUCCUUCCCUAUAAAUACACGAGUGCCACUUCCUCAGGAAAACCACAGUGAUACUUCCGUUUGGCAACCUAACACACAACAGAUACUCUUUUAGCCAGGAGACACAAAUCUCACGCCCUCUCGAGGCACUGCAAGCCCGGCGACGAUGAUCGGCGAGAUGGACGCGGACAUGGUCGUAGGAUACUUCGGCGGCAAGAGCAUGCUCAUCACCGGUUCAACUGGGUUCUUAGGAAAAGUUCUCGUGGAGAAGAUUCUGAGGGUGCAGCCUGAUGUCAAGAAGCUCUUCCUCUUGGUUCGUGCUCCCGACAUCGAAUCCGCAAAGCUUCGGAUUCAGACUGAGGUCACAGGGAGGGAGAUCUUUCUAGUUCUGAAAGAAAAACAUGGUAUGGGGUUCGACGAUUUUAUCGAAGAAAAGAUCUGCCCUUUGGCAGGAGACAUCAUGUAUGAGAACUUUGGACUAGACACUGCCAACCUGAGAGAAUUGUCCAAGGACAUAGACAUCAUCGUCAACAUAGCUGCCACUACAAACUUCUCUGAAAGAUACGACGUGGCUUUCGAUGCUAAUGUCUUGGGAGCGAAGCACGUCUGCGCGUUCGCAAGGAAGUGUACGAAACUCAAGAUGCUGCUUCAUGUUUCAACUGCCUAUGUAGCUGGUGAACUAGAGGGGCUAAUACUAGAGAAGCCGUUCUUGAUGGGUGAGACACUAAAGGAGGGCACACAUUUGGACAUCGAAUCCGAGCUAAAUCUG
This is a messenger RNA of Triticum urartu, 1407 nucleotides long. The record is from RefSeq and is a predicted model, not a curated record. Lineage: Eukaryota; Viridiplantae; Streptophyta; Magnoliopsida; Poales; Poaceae.